AUGUGGCAUCUGGCUGACAAGCAUGGUAACCUCAGUUGUGUUGUCACUCGAUUGAAUGAUGAAAUUGCAGGGAGUGGAGAUCAAGUGUCCACCAAUACCUCAGAGAAAAAGACUCGCAAGAACGGCAAGGAAGAUCCAGAAUUGAAGCAGCUUCGAAAGUCCCUUUGCAACUCGCAAAGAGAAUUGUCUUAUCAGGCUGUAAUCGAGAACCUAUCUACCGCCAACAGAGAGCUCACUCAAUCGAAGAUUGCCAAAGUUAAAGCAGACACCCAAGAAGAAAGGGACAUCUGGCAGGAGAGCAUCGAAGAACAAGAAAGCAUUGUCAAGGGCCUCAAGCGUCGUAAGAAGUCCUACGAAGUGAAGAAAACAGCGAAGAAGAAAAUGUCUAAUAAUGAAGCCAAUACGUCUGCGUCCAAUGAAGGCGAUGACUAG
Seminavis robusta is the source of this 432-nucleotide messenger RNA. The record is from the annotation of a GenBank genome assembly. NCBI's taxonomy places the organism in Eukaryota, Bacillariophyta, Bacillariophyceae, Naviculales, Naviculaceae.